GCCAACCUGAACGACAUCAUCGCGUCGUCUCUCAACGGCGCCCCCACGUUUGCGGCCGGCGUCGAGUUCUACGAGGCCCGCUUCAAGAAAGACAAGGGGUCGCAGGAGGCGGCCAAGCGGAUGCAGGACGGCCGAUGGACGCGCAAGCAGCAGCAGGGCGAUGUCGCGCCGGCGCGCCAGCGGCUCGUCGGCUCGUCUCGCUCAAGCCAGACCAUAGCCUCGACAAGGUCGUCCACCUGUGCAAGAUGGACUCGUGGGGCGCCGUCUCCGCCGCCCCGCUCCGCGUGCCCGGCAACGCCUCUGCGCCCGCCGCGUCGCUGCUUCUCGCGCCCGAGUGGCUCUUCUCUCACUUUCCGUACGGCAUCUUCUUCCCGGCGUACCGCGUCUGCCACGCCGCCUCGUGGGGGUGGGAGAAGGUGGCGCCCGAGACGUGGGUGUCGCCGCGGACAGAGCGACUGCUCGUGGCCGGGCCAGACAUGCUGCGGGCGGGCCUCGCCUCAAUGUCCGACUUCGACGCGUUUGCAGCGCGGCUGCUGCUGCUCGGCCUGCUUCUCGGCCGGCGCGUCGUCAUGCCGCCGCUGCCAAAGGAUGCGCGCUGGGCGGAGCGAGCUAUCGAGCCGCGUCACCUGAGGGCGAUCGAGGUCGGGUGCGGGCCGGACAAGCAGCGCGUCUGGCUCCCCAUGCCGCACUUCAAGGAGCCGUGGUGCAGCGGGGUCGACUUUCUGUACGAGAUCGACUACCGCGCCGUCGCCCCCUCCAUCCCGCCCGCGGACGUGUCCCACAUCGCCGCCGCCUCGCUCCGCGUGGCGCCCGAGUCGGCCGCCGGGGCGCUCAUCACCAUGUCGGACGGGGCGAGAAGACACACGCCUUCGCCCCCCCGACCGCCCGAGUUGCCUGCCGCGUCUCUUCACAGCACGCCCGCUGUGAACAGGCGACCCCACCCGCCUCGCGCGUGCUCGUCCUCAACGCGGCGGGCGGCGGCGGCGGCGGUGGCUCGCCGCUCGGCUGGCUCCCGAUCGACGACUGGAAGCGGAACGAGUGGAAGGGUCCGUUUGCACGCCGCGUGCGGCCGGCGCUCGAGGCGGCGGGGCUCGAGAACCUCAGGAUCGUGCGCGAUUGCAUGCACUCCCUCGCGACGAGCAGGGACUAGACUUGCUCGACGGGCGCGCGCCGGAGCAACACGCCAAGAUUACCGCAGUGCAGCACGACGGGGGGAGUUCGGCACAUGUCUCACAUGCGUGUGCAGGUUUGUUGCUAGCUUUUUAUGCGGUUCUGACGGU
This is a messenger RNA of Emiliania huxleyi CCMP1516, 1280 nucleotides long. RefSeq lists its product as hypothetical. The record is from RefSeq and is a predicted model, not a curated record. The annotation marks the transcript as partial. NCBI's taxonomy places the organism in Eukaryota, Haptophyta, Isochrysidales, Noelaerhabdaceae. The transcript has 8 exons.